Molecule: messenger RNA, 681 nt
Organism: Cyclopterus lumpus (lumpfish)
Lineage: Eukaryota; Metazoa; Chordata; Actinopteri; Perciformes; Cyclopteridae
Gene: bola1
Product: bolA family member 1
Exons: 2
Coding region: 111-563 (150 amino acids)
Cellular component (GO): mitochondrion
Source: RefSeq, a predicted model, not a curated record
CUACACGACCCAGCGGCAGCGCGUGCGCAUGCGCAGUCACUUCCGGUGAGUAGCUAGCAGAGACGCUACACUCGCUGAACUUACGAGGUGGUCUUCUGCCCCAACCGCCGAUGCUUCCUACUGUCCUCCACUGUGUUCGGCCCAUCUCUACCAGUCUUGCCUCAAGCCGGCCUCUGGCCCACUUCAGACCACACAUGGAUCCAGACCAGAGCCGGCCCGUUGAGAGGUCUAUAAGAACCAAACUGGCCGACAAACUCAAGCCGGACCACUUGGAGGUCCACAAUGAAAGCCACAUGCACGCCGUGCCCCCCGGCUCUGAAUCCCAUUUCCGUGUCCUGGUGGUCAGCUCCCAGUUUGAGGGUCUGCCGUUGAUACAGCGCCACCGUCUGGUCAAUGAGGCUUUGAAAGAGGAGUUGAGUAGCAGCGUACAUGCACUGGCCAUCCAGGUAAAGACUCCUGAGCAGUGGGGAAGUGACCCCUCCCUGGCUAAGAGUCCGCCUUGCAUGGGAGGCUCGAGGGGGGACCACACGGUGGAGGAGAAACUGAAGGCCGGCCGGGAGUGACGUGCUGUGGACUGAAGAAGGCAGAUGGAAGCUUUAGGAGAGGGUUCUGUGGCAUAGUUCAAUACAACCAUGGGUGUAUAUGGUUAUUCCAUCAUAAUAAAACAAGAAACUAAAUCAG